AUGCCGGAUUCAUAUUGUGCCUUCCUUCUGAAGAGCUGGUGUAAGAUCUUGCAUGUGGUAUGCUUUGAAAGAGAAAUUUGUGAAAUCAGCCUGGGCUUGGGAGUGGAUAACCUCGAACAAUUCAUAUACCCAGACAAUCUCCAGUGUGUGGACCUCAAACUCCUGUCCAAUGAUGUAUGUGCCAAAGCCCACUCCGAGAAGGUGACAGAGUUCAUGCUGUGUGCUGGACAGUUGGAGGGCGGCAAGGACACCUGUGCGGGUGACUCGGGGGGUCCACUGAUCUGCGAUGGUGUGCUUCAAGGAAUCACAUCCUGGGGCAACAUGCCAUGUGGCAGCCCCAAUAUGCCCGCGAUCUACACCAAAGUGACCUCGCACCUGGAGUGGAUCAAGGAGAUCAUGACAGCCAAUUCCUGA
Messenger RNA from Odobenus rosmarus divergens (Pacific walrus), 414 nucleotides. RefSeq names its product kallikrein-1-like. The coding region runs from base 1 to 414 and encodes 137 amino acids. The record is from RefSeq and is a predicted model, not a curated record. The transcript has 2 exons. Lineage: Eukaryota; Metazoa; Chordata; Mammalia; Carnivora; Odobenidae.